UGAGUCCAGAAUCACGAGAGAGGGAGGAUUUAAUAAAAGGAGGAGGAGAAGGAAGGGGACGACGUCUCUAGGUCUGUGUGCUCAAACUUCACUGUUUGAUACAGACGAAGCUCAAGCGCGAGAGAGACAGAGAGAGCUCAAACCUAGCAUCGAUCCAAUGGACGCCGAUAUGGAAGACUACGGGUUUGAGUACUCAGACGAAGAGCCUGAGGAACAAGACGUUGACAUUGAGAACCAAUAUUACAAUUCCAAAGGCUUGGUUGAAACGGAUCCAGAAGGAGCGCUUGCUGGGUUUGCUGAAGUAGUUCGUAUGGAACCUGAAAAGGCUGAAUGGGGAUUUAAAGCUCUGAAGCAAACUGUCAAGCUCUAUUAUCGUUUAGGGAGGUAUAAAGAAAUGAUGGAUGCUUACAGGGUGAUGUUGACAUACAUCAAAUCAGCUGUCACACGAAACUACAGUGAAAAAUGUAUCAAUAAUAUUAUGGAUUUUGUUUCUGGUUCAGCUAGUCAGAACUUUAGUCUCUUACAAGAAUUUUAUCAAACCACUUUGAAGGCUCUUGAAGAAGCAAAGAACGAGAGACUAUGGUUCAAGACGAAUCUUAAGCUUUGCAAGAUCUGGUUUGAUAUGGGUGAAUAUGGGCGUAUGAGUAAGAUUUUGAAGGAACUUCAUAAAUCUUGUCAAAAGGAAGAUGGUACAGAUGAUCAAAAGAAAGGAAGUCAACUUUUGGAGGUAUAUGCAAUCGAGAUUCAGAUGUACACUGAGACUAAGAAUAACAAAAAGCUCAAGCAAUUAUACCAGAAAGCUCUCGCAAUAAAGUCUGCGAUACCCCAUCCUCGAAUUAUGGGAAUUAUACGUGAGUGUGGGGGCAAGAUGCACAUGGCAGAGCGCCAGUGGGCGGAGGCCGCAACAGAUUUUUUUGAAGCAUUUAAGAACUACGAUGAAGCUGGGAACCAAAGGCGCAUACAAUGCUUAAAAUAUUUAGUUCUAGCUAAUAUGCUGAUGGAAUCUGAAGUUAACCCAUUUGAUGGUCAAGAGGCAAAGCCGUAUAAAAAUGACCCUGAGAUUUUGGCAAUGACAAAUCUGAUAGCAGCAUAUCAAAGAAAUGAGAUACUGGAAUUUGAGAAAAUUCUCAAGAGUAAUAGGAGGACAAUAAUGGAUGAUCCAUUUAUUCGAAACUAUAUUGAAGAUCUGUUGAAGAAUGUCAGGACACAGGUGUUACUUAAGCUGAUCAAGCCUUACACAAGGAUCCGCAUUCCUUUCAUUUCAAAGGAGCUUAAUGUCCCAGAAAAAGAUGUUGAGCAGCUCUUGGUUUCACUGAUUUUGGAUAACCGAAUUGAUGGACAUAUUGAUCAAGUGAACCGGCUAUUAGAACGGGGUGACAGGUCAAAGGGAAUGAAGAAGUACACUGCUAUAGAUAAAUGGAACACACAGCUACGAACACUUCAUCAAACUAUCAGCAACCGAGUAUACUGAGAAUAAUUGCACAUGAAAAUGGCUUUUAUAUUGGCUUUAUAUUUUGUUUGGCAACGUGCUCAAUUUUCUAUUACUGUAUCGUGACUACUAGUUAAAUCCAGCUUUACCUGUUUGAAGGUCAAAAUUACUGUUGGAUGAGCUGUGAAUAUAAGUGUUUUUUAACUAUAUAAUUUUUGUCUUUGGUAGCUAGUACAUUUUACCCUGUAAUGACAAUAUUACAUUUUAAAGUGAAGUUUUGGGUCGAGUUUGCCCCACCGUUUA
Ziziphus jujuba (common jujube) is the source of this 1732-nucleotide messenger RNA. Its product is annotated as COP9 signalosome complex subunit 2. Gene Ontology annotation, biological process: protein deneddylation. Gene Ontology annotation, cellular component: COP9 signalosome. The transcript has 12 exons. The record is from RefSeq and is a predicted model, not a curated record. The coding region runs from base 158 to 1471 and encodes 437 amino acids. NCBI's taxonomy places the organism in Eukaryota, Viridiplantae, Streptophyta, Magnoliopsida, Rosales, Rhamnaceae.